Porites lobata is the source of this 22113-nucleotide messenger RNA. The record is from the annotation of a GenBank genome assembly. Lineage: Eukaryota; Metazoa; Cnidaria; Anthozoa; Scleractinia; Poritidae.
AUGACAAACGGGAAAAUUCGUGACACUGACAUCUCAGCGUCCUCAGAAUUAAAUUCAAAUUCAUCAGCAUCAAAUGCAAGACUAAAUAACACAAAAUCUUGGGUUGCUGAUAAAAAUGAUACACAACCUUGGAUACAAGUGAAUUUGGGAAAAAUUAUGAACAUUACUGCGAUCAGUACUCAGGGCUUUCCAGGUUCUGGCUUUGUUUCAUCAUUUUACUUCAGUUAUGAUACCAGUGAAAUGGAGUGGUUGAACUAUACCAUUCAUGGAGGAUAUGUUAAGGUAAUCAUAUAUAAACUACAUGUAACUGUUUAAAAUUUCCACGUGCACUACAUGAUAUAAUAAAUUCUGCCGAGAGCAAUUAUUACUAGCUUUGUCAGUGCUCUCUAACCUUCCCAAGUGCAUCCAUAACUCAAUAAUUAUAUAUGCACAGCUAAAAGCAUGAGCAAAUUCUUUCAUAACAUAGCUCACAAAAAUGCUUGCUUUUUGAUUAAGUGCAAAAUUCUCGUAACAAGUAACACAGAAAAACAAACGCUUCUGUUGGCUAGUUACAAACAGACCGCAAUUUUCUAGUUUGAAAGAAAAUUCUUUCUGUAAAACUGAGUCACUGAGAAAGAAAAUUUGCUUAUUUAUUCGUUAAUGAUCAAUGGAAACUAAGCUGAAACAAAAGUAAAAGCAGAGUCUUGAAGUCCACCUAAAGUUAGAAAUAGUCAUAUGUUCGUAAGAAGUCAUGGAGUAUAGUUUGGAUAAUUUCCGAAUUGGCUAAAAAGAAGAUUUAUGUUUUGCUCGGCAAAAUGCGGAAAACUUGUUUUUUAGUGCCGAUGACUGUGGUCCUACUUUAUUUUUAUUCAUUUACUAACAAUGGCUGGUCAUUAUGGCUUUUUGAGAAUACCUGGCAGCAGCGGUUUUUGUGAGUAAUAAAUUUAUGUCUUCUUGUGUAAUUUGUCUUGUUAUUGCAAGAGAAAUUUUCCUUUUUCAGUGGGAUUGUUCGGUAAUAACAAAAGUGCAUGAAUAAUUUUUAAUUUUUUUUUUUUGCUAUUGAGCUUAAUUUACAAGCUUAUACAUGUAAUUAAGUUGUUUUGUAAAGGAUAAACAAAUGCUAAAAAUGGAGGACACUUUAUACGAAUUGGAUAUUUCUGUGUCAAUCCUUAUGGCAGACUUUUCAACGAACAGGCUCUAUUAUUAAUUUGCGCAAAACAUCUUCACCGCUUUUGCUGUUGGUUUGAGUGGCCAGCUAGAAGCUCAAUUCCAAAUACUAUGCUAGAAAGUUUUUCAUCAUUGCCGUCGAUUUUUGAGUAUUAGUACUUAGGAAAAGAUAUGAAAAACACGGCUGAACUCGUCAUCAUGAAAAAAAAUCUUUAUACAGUGCAUACUUGCCAACCCUCCCGGAUUAUCCGGGAGUCUCCCGGAUACGACACCAAUCUCCCGGUCUCCCAUACGGGUCGCUUUAUCUCCCGGAUAAAAUCAUCUUUUGAGCUUUUCUGUGCCAUAGUUUGAAAUUUAGCCCAUUUUUAGCUCAAAACUUGAAUUUUUCUUAUUCGUAACUGUAGUACGGUUUCUGAGGCAUUUUACACCUAUUUAGUCACUGACAAAGAUUAUUUCUGGCAUCAAAACGAUGAUCGUGAAUUUGGAUAGUAUCUACUUCAUGUAAGACUUGAUAUAAUGUCCUAAAUUUCCGGGGUAGGGGGCUAGUGAAAAACAGAGAGUCUCCAGAUUUUAAAUCUCUAGAGGUUGGCAUAUCUGACAGUGUAUGCAGGGUCUGCCUAAAUAAAGAUUUUGUUCAUACAGUUAGUGGCUCAAUAGGACUUAUAUAGGGCAAGCACGCGCGCUAUGUUAUGUUGUAAGUUUUAGUAUAAAGAAAGAAAGUUAAUUAUGUUACUCUCGUUUCAGUACUGUUACAUUUAAUUUAGUGAUCCUCAAUGAGUGAAGGUGGAGAUCUUAUACUCUGCUACACAUCUUACUUUCUACUUGUAUGCUUUGUAUUUUUUAAGCUGUACUUGUAGUUUAUUUGUCUUGGUCUCUGUCUGUAGUCUUUCUUGUUCUGGGUUCAGAAGACCAAAAUAUUAUAUCCUGUAGCUUAUAGUGGAAUAUACAUUUUUUAUGUUUCUUUAGGUUUUUCAGGGUAAUACAAAUGAUAAUGGUACUAAGAGAGUGUUGGUCAAUCCCUUGGUGACAGCACAGUACAUAAGAUUACAUCCAACAAACUGCUCUGGACACUGUGCACUUAGAAUGGAGUUUUAUGGCUGUAAAUCAGGUAUUAUUCAAUCGGUCAGUGUAAAAGGCAGACUGCGGACUAUUGUUUUCACCAUGCAAAUGAGUAUGUGACAACAAUAAUCCCAUUGUUUUCUAACCCUAAAAACAAUAGUCUGCAUUUUACACUGCCCCAUCAUUUAAAGUCAUAACUGGUUAAGCCUAAUUAUGAUCUGAAGAUUAUGGAGAUACAAUGUGGAGGAGAGUGUUUCAUGUACAGUGUACUAGAAGUAGAACAUGUACGUGUAUCACAGAAUCUCACGAAUCUUGGGGGUCAAGACCCUUGCAAAAUAAGUUUUGGAAUUCCUAGGAAAAAAAUCCUAGGAAUUCCUAAGAAUUCCUAGGAAUUCCUAGGAAUCGUAGGUGUGAAUUUUCACGGUAAAUUCGGAGUUGGAAUUCCUAGGAAUUCCCAGUUUAAAAAGUUCUGGUUCUAAAUUCCUAGAAAUUCCCGGAAAUUCCAAAUGGAAAUGAAACUAGACUUGGAAUUCCUAGGAAUUCCAACCUACAAGAUUUUAAAACACAAAAAAUUCUUAGAAAUUCCCAGAAAUUCCAAGUAAUUCCUAGGAAUUCUAGGAGUUUACAGGUUUAACAUCAUGACAUCAAUGAACAUCCAAUCCCAGGAUAAGUAAAGUAUACGCAAAUUUAAUGAUUAAUUACCAACUGGAGAAAGCAUGGAAAUUGGAUUUAAACAAGUUUAUGAUAAUAAUGUUCAAAAUCACAUCUUUGUUUUUUAAAAAAGUGGAUAAAACAGUUAAAGUCCUGAGAUAUAAAUUGUUCUUGAGUCAUUAUUGAAAAAUUGUGGGACACAUUUGUAACUGGAAUAAUACAGCAAAAGAGUCUUGAUUGAAUUAAUUUUACAGCGGGAACAUAUAUGAAAAAAAGAAUUAGUCAGGCCAACUUGCUUCUAGCGGGCUUAUCUGCUAAGCCCUUAUUAAGCCGCUCUUUUAAUUCAGGUCUCAAACUGAGAACAAAAUAAUGAACUGGAAACUAAAGUACUUGUAGUACAUGGCGUUUACAGUAGAAUCUCGGCGGUGAACUCCAACUCUAAAGAGAAACGAAAAAUAGUUCGAUUUUAAGUGGGGAAUUCGAGUUAUCGGGGUAAAUUUCAGUGAAAUCUUGAUCAAGAGAAAGCAAAUUUAGUUCGACUUAGCGGGGAAUUCGAGUUAUCCGAGUCCUAGUUAUCGAUAGGGAGCUUAAGCAGCGACGUUUUUGAGCGACGCACGUCAACCGGAAGUGAGCCGUUUUCUCUUCUAGUAAGCCUUGACGCUACCGUAUUUAUAUUGCCAAGUGUCUUAAUUCUUAAAGAGACGAUCUGCCCAAAAAUUUGUUCAAAAUCACGGCUCAAGUGUGCAAAAAGUCCAUUUCCGGUUGACGUGCGUCGCUCAAAAACGUCGCUGCUUAAGCUCAUUCACGUAGAAUUCCAUCAACCAUUUGCAACAACGACUACAGUUAUGUCUCCAGUAAACAAAAAGGAACCAAUAAAUGGUUUUCCAUGCCAUCUUGAAGUUUCGUGUUCAGAUAUCGGAACGAUCUAUAAUUUCACUUUGAUCUCCAGCUUCAUUAUUUGAGUACUUGCCGGUUACCAUCAGAAGACACAUUACGAAGCAGGAACGUACCUUUACCUUUCACAAUCCAGCUGAAUUAUCGUUCUCGGACAUGACUGGAAGCACGUUUCAUGUGUCAACAACAAAAUAAAUGAACAAUCCGCGUUUGAAAUAACGUCAAUUUCGGAUGCAAAAUACUUGUGCUCUUGCUAAUGAAAGUCCGCACUAAACGGAACUUCAUUUCACACUUUUCCAUUGCACGUGAUGACGCAGUUCACUUAGUGUGGAGACUGGUAACCAGUAUAGCUCAAACAUGGCGGAUGAUUUUGCUCGAUGAUGAGCAAGUUGAAAAAAGCGGUUUUUUUUAGAGCUAAAUAAAAUAUUCCAACGCUUUUGAGGUAUAAGCAGCGAGAGGAAAAUUUCGUAUUGUUUUUUCAAGAAGCGAUGACCUUUUAUUAGGCAAAGCCGCGAUGAGAAACCUGUUGUGGACAUGUUUGGAAAGCUCAGGUACGAGAAGUGGCACUUUGAAUAAGCUUUCAGCAUCGUCCUUGUUGUUGAUAAUUUUUUUUUAAAGAUUUAAGUCGCAAUAAAUGUUGUAUAUAGAUGCUGGUUAAUGUCAAGAAAUCCUUGUUGUUAUAGGCAAUUAAAGAAAUGAUUAUUAAAAUUUUUUACGCUUUUUAUUACCUUUGAACACUUAUCGUUUUUCCUAAAAAUUAAGCCUAGUGUUUCCAAGUUAACAAUGACGUGGAAUUAUUGAGAAUUCCUAGGAAUUCCCACAAAUUCUCAUUGGUGUUUUAGCAAUUCCCAAUAAUUCCCAUAAGUUCCAAAGACAGUUUCCUUCAAACUUGGAAUUAUUUUGGAAUUCCUAGGAAUUCCCAAAAAUUUCCACUGGUGUUUUAACCCAUUCCCAAGUAUUCCCAAAUAUUCCAAGGUUUUUUAUCUUUGCUCAUUUGCAUGUCUUGGAAUAAAUUGGAAUUCCUAGGAAUUCCCAGAACUCUGGGAAUUCAUUUCGCAAGGGGAGGCUCGUAAAGUGUAACUGGGGAGGGUGGGUUCAAUGGCGGCUGUAAUAUUGGAAGCAAUCUCCUUUUGGUUGGAGUUUGAACUGAGUGCCCUGGCUUUAAAUAGGGUGUGGGAUUUAAAUGGGGUUGCUGUUGUAUUAAGGCGGUGUAGGCAAAGUGGUGAUGGUGUCGUGUUCACCCUAUUUGAUCGUCCUUAAUCAUGUGUAGUUUAUGUCAAAAGGAAAUGCAGGUGUGAUAGUGGAUGACUGCAGGCUAUUAUGUGGUGGGAUUUGCUAAAAUAACAGCUAACUUCCGCCAUCUCCUACAAUGUAUAAUAAUAUUGUAAUAAUUAGAGUUGUACUGUGUGGCAUCACACUGGGUGCAGAUACCAACUGGAAAUGACCAAUACAAUUAUUGUAUAUUUAAACAAACAAAUAUACAUUGAUGGCCCAACAUAGUUUGCAAGACCAUGUGCGCCCCACGCGAACUCGCCCGCUUUGCACACAAGGAGAUUAUAAACUCACUCGCUUCACAUUAGAAAUGACAUCCUCCAAGAUCUGCAUGAUUCUUUAGAUCACACAAUAGCUGAAUAGAAACUAAGAAAUGGAAUUUUGAUAUUUUAAAUCACGAUUUAAGCAAUCAUGAGGCUGAGUACAUGUACAUGUAUGAUCUGAAAAUUGUUAUGUAGAUCAUACAAUCAAGUGAACAAAAAUAUAUGUUUUUUUAAUUCUUUGAAAAUAUAUUCAUACUUUAAAUUAUGCUAAAUAAUGUGCCUGAUACAUUUAGAAUAAUGCUUAUUAUUAUCCCAGUCAGUAUUAUAUUGCAGUUACAUCUGCAUAACAUUAUUUUGGUUCCUGUAAGUAAACAAACAAUCUGACUGUGUUUUACCCUGAUACACUGCAGAUCCAACUAUAGGACUUCCUGGUCAACCACUUUCCCUGAAACAGAUUUCUGUUUCAUCAUCCAUGAUCAACAUUACAUGGGAUCCACCUAUUGACAUUGGUGAUGGCAUAAAAGGUUACACUGUGAAAUGGCAGGAAGUAAAUGGAACAUCUGGCUCAAUGCAAAAAGUUGUUCCACCUUUAAGUUUCAAUUCAGCAUCACUUGCUGUUACACCAUACACAUGGUAUGACAUUCAUGUGCAAGCCUACAAUGACGAGGGGAUUGGCCCUUGGUCUAAGCCUUUAAGAGUACAAUCAAGUGAAUCAGGUGAGUUUAAUACUAAAUUCUGUGCACAUGGUUAUACUUAUUUGUUAUUUUCUUUUGAUCAAGAUGCAUGAUUCUUGAGGCAGUUGAGGUUCUAUUUCCACUUGUCAGUCACAUCACAUCUCAGAAUAUAGACCAUUACUUUACAGCUGUGGGCUUAUUGCCCCAGCCGUUGAGUGAGGUUGAGGUUGAUCUUGUGUCAAUAAAAACCUCCUUUGUGUUAUGACAAUUAUGCUUAAAAAAAUUACAUUUGUAGUUUAAGAAUAGCGUUAUUUGCAUUUAAAAAAAGCAGGAAGGGUUGUAUCUUUUUUCUUCUAGUUUAGAUAGUAUGUAUUGUAAUAUUUUGACAUGUCUUUUGCAUACAGCUGUAGUUAGUGUAUUUAGUAAUUUUAGAUUAUUAUGUAUUUAUUUAACAUAGUUUAGCAGGUCCACAUCAGUUUAUGCUGCCAUCUCUCAACGUGCUUUAUCAAAUAAAGCAUGUAUGUAUGUACACACUGCAGUAUGAAUGCAUGCAAUGGCUGUAAGUUUGUUCUAUUUCAGUACCCUCUGCACCAGCAAACUUCAUUUUAAGCUCCAGUUCUCCUCUUUCACUAACUGCAUCAUGGGAUGCCAUACCUGUCAAGCAACAACAAGGAAAGCUGCUGGGUUACCAAGUCUUCUACAAGAAGGAGGGACAUGGGAAUGAACAAAAUGGGACUGUUGGACCAGAUCAGCUCAAUUACACAAUUAUAGACCUUGAGUUUGCAAGUUACUCUGUUAGAGUAGCUGGGUUUACUGCUGUCGGUAUUGGCAAUUCCACUGUGGUACAGACAAAAACGCCCAAUGAAGGAGGUUAGGAAACGGCACAUUUAAGGUUGCUGAUGCAUUUUGUUGUUUUAAAUUGACUCGACCAAACAACUAGUUAUCUUAGAAGCUUAGAUACAUGUACAAUGUAUAUGCGUCUUAUUAUUUUACUAGUUAUAGUUGAUUCUACAACUGCCCUCACUCUGUAUUGUGUCCUUGGUGUUUGUGUAGCUCUUUGAAAUUAACCGUUCAUGUUGAGGAUUUUCACACAUUAAACAGACAAUAGGUGAAACGUAAAGCAGGAAACGCAAGAUUCCAUGCACUGAGUCAGGUCGAUCAGUACGCAGCGUUGAUAAAAACACUCUCGGUGUUUCGACAAUUUUUUCACACGCGUCCUAGUCUAAUUUAUUUUAUUAAAUUUUCUGACUAAAACGGCAUACAUCAGCACAGAAUUUAAUUGUACCAGUUCGGGUAAUUUCUGUAAUCGUCUACCAUGCAAGCAGAGUCUACAUUUUCUGGGUGUGAGCUGCCGAGCGAAAAGUACUACUACGCACUUCACUCACACUGCGAAAAUGCUCGUAAGGUAUAUAUAUCUCUGCUGAUAGAAAUUACAUUGUAGCUUGAUUUACUCGUUCGCUUAUGAAAACUUGCUUGCUUUCUUGUUUGUUGAAAUCGUUUCCAGUCAAAGACUUUUGAAUGAUAGCCGAGCUCCACGCACGCGCGAAGCGCGAUCAAGAGCUUAGUCCCUUAAAGCAGUCCCAUACCCAAGAAAAUGUGGUAAUGUACCCACCCGAGAAAUUUUGUUAAUCACGUGACCUUACGCCCGUCUGCCCGCCCGCCGUCCGUCAGCACCGCAGACAUACCAAUGUAAAAUAACUCUAUCAACAGGUAUGGCAACCCAAAUGCAACUCGUGUUUAUUUUGGCGGGAAAUCGCAUAGCCACCCGCGUCUUGUGAAGCAGAGACAACUAAAGAGUCAAUAAAGACGAAAACGGAAAGGGGAAAUUGUUUCUGUAUCCGUGUUGUGUAAAGUAUUAAGCUUACACUAAUUGUCAUGUCCACAAAUAUGGAAAUGUAGAGAAAGAGAAAGACAGAGAAAAAGAGAAAGUAGGCGACAAGCCGGCGACGCUUAACGAGAAAGAGAGCGACAGAAAGCUAGCGCGAGAGAAAAACAACCAAGGAGACAUUUUUUUGUUGGAAGAACAACAUGAAAAUUUUGUAGCGCCGGUGAGAAAUGUGAAAUGCUAGCGGCCACCAAGGUGAAAAUGAGCGGUAGUGAAAAAAAAGUGCACAAGAACUCGAACUACAUUCGACAUUUCCUCCAUAAGAAGUGUUACUAGGAAGUUUCUGGAAGUGCGUGCAAAACAAGGGCAACGAAAUGUCCAAAAAAUGUGCUGCUCGUAUAAAGUUGCUUUUUUGCUAAUUAGACCUAUUAUUGUUUUUUCACCGUUCUCGUUGCCUUCGCCGCUUAGCAUAACAUGAUUCUAUAUUUUGUUUGAGCAAACUAUAAAUAUUAUCGAGAGCUUCGCUUUUAGCCCUGGCUAAAUGUAAUAUAUUAAACUCGUGUCUUGAAAAUCCCCUAAGUGCGUACCGUAAAUGACCUAAUAAAUGUAUAGGGCGCCUAUUCCACUUUAGGGCUCCAAGCGGGGGCGUUUAGUAGAUAGGCGACUUUUAUUCUCAUAUUCACUCAAUCUCAAAAAAAGCUAAUAUUCUUUAGGCGAAAAUAUCAACAAAGUUUGAAAAUAGCGGAAUAUCCACUCUCAAUUGAUAUAUUUGUAUUGUAUUCAAAAGGCAGGAUGGACCAGUAUUGAUAAUAAAUACUGAUUAAACUGUGUAGUACUUAAAAAUUCUGUUUUCUUUUGUAAACCUUGCAGCUCCGUCCCCUGUUACGAACUUGGAACUCAAUGUGCUUUCAUCAAAAUCAAUCUCGGUCACGUGGAAACCACCAGAAAAAUUAAAUGGAAAUCUCAAGCGUUAUGUAGUGACGUAUGGAACAGCCAGGGACAAUUUGAAUGAAAGGAGGAAUUCUCCCACUGCAGUCAGUUAUCAACUAACUGAGCUGGAAGAAUUUACAGUCUACUAUGUUCAAGUAUUUGCUGAAACUUCUGUUUCAGGAAAACGCUCAGCAAUAGUUGAUGCAAAGACAUUGGAAGAUGGUAUGGCCUGUAACUUUGAAUGUUUUGUUAUGUUAUGUUACUUACUUUACUCUCGAACAGUAAUCUGGGACGUCAGCAUACAAAUGCGCCACCGGCUGUCACCAUUGGUCCAUUUGUGAGGUUAAUGUAACCCUGGAUUUUGUGAUCAGUGAAGUGAUUAAAAAUGUACAGGUAGACUACACCAUCUUGUUUUCUUUCUUUUCUUUUUCUAUUAAACGUGCAGUUCCAAGUGCUCCCCCGGUCAUCGAUCAAGCGAAAACUGAAGCUGAAGAUGCUCACACUAUCAGAGUCACAUGGGAAGAGAUUGCCGAGAAGGACCAAAAUGGUAUCAUAAUCGUUUACACAGUGGCAUACAAAGUGGAAGGUCAACCUACACAGUUAAGCCUCAAUACAACUGAUAAAAAUACAGUUACCAAAGGACUAAAGCCAUACACAAGCUACUGUAUUAGAGUACGGGGCUAUACUAAGAUUGGACCUUCGGGUUGGUCGCCCUGUACCACAGUGAAGACGUUACAAUCAGGUGCGGUAUAGUUCCCCAAGUUUGAUCACUUUGAAGACACAAACCACAAGGAGAUAAAAAAUACAACGAAACAAAAACAAACAAACAGAAAAGCCAAAUGAAGGUGUUUGUGACAAGGAAGCGCCUUAGUUAAGUUUGAAGGCAAUUUUUUUGAACCUGCGUCUUUUAGAUAAUGGCCUUUUAUCAAUUUAUAUGUGUGUGCGUUGUAUAAUUCUUUUUAUUUUUAUCUUAUUUAAUUCUCUUAUAUUAUGUUCGCUUCUUUUGAACAGGUGCUUAGUUUUGCUGUAGUUUCUUUAUCAAGUAAAUUGUAAAUAUCCCAAAACGUUCCGACGAAUAAGUGAAAAUGAUUGGACGAAAAUUUUGUCCGACAUUUUUUCCAUUCGAAUAUCUGUCACCAGUAUGUUUUCGUAAUCUGCAUUUGUAUUACAAUUAUUUGGGAACCGUUCUAGGUGAUUUGGGGAUGUAUUUAUGACAAUGACUUGAGUUUUGGUUAUGAAAUGUGUGUAUUUGCUUUUAGCGAGUAUGUAAGCCAGUCAGAACUAAAACUGGUUGAAAGGCAGUGGAAGUAUAGUAAAAUUUACUAACAAAGGAGUUAAAACUGUAGGUCCAAGUCGUCCACUAGGUGUUGUCGUGGAAGCUUCUUCAUCCACAACCAUUGAGGUAAAGUGGAGCGCACCAGCAGAACCAAAUGGAAUCAUAAAAAACUAUUUGAUUGAAUACGGGAAAGACCCUGAUCAGCAAACCACUGAGAAAGUCGUUACAGACCGCACAUUUGAAUUCACCUUAACUGGAUUAGAAAAAUUUACAACUUAUUACAUCAAAGUCAGGGGAAAAACAAGCGAGAGAGGGAAUGCUUCAGAAGUAUUAAAUGCUACAACGUCUGAGGACCGUAAGUAGUUAAGCCCCGUGCAAACGGACGCAACAUUGUUGGAUGUUACAUGUUGCGUCCGUUUGCACACCCUGUUGCAUGUUGUUGGAUGUUGUUGCGUGUUGUUGCGCAAAGUUUGAAACCGGCCACACUUUUCAGCCAACAACUCCCAACAUUUUUUUUGUUCCGUGAUCGCCGGAGCGUAGCGCAACAAUGUUGGAUCCGUUUGCACAGCUCCUCCAACAUUGUUGGGGCCACGCACGCACAUUACGCAUGGUUUACAAAGACUUAUGGGUUGUAUCCUUCCUAUGAUGCACUGCAGGUUCCAACAUUGUUGGAAGUUGUUGCAGCCGUUUGUACACCACUGCCAAGACGCACGCAACAAUGUUGGGAGUUGUUGCGUCUGUUUGCAAGCAGCCUUAUUUAUUUAUCUAUUCUUUGUAAAUAUUUAAGUGUCAUGGUUCUGCGUAUUAUUUAAGAACCUUGGAGUAACCGUAAUCUGAGUUUUUCACGCACACGUUCAGACGCAGCUGUAAAACGCGUUUCAGAAAGCCUUCCCUAAAAAUCUCGGUAGCAUAGCGUUUCUAUGGCACUUGAUUGAGCAAAGCCGGCAGCUAAGGCGAUAGAGCACCAGUCAGUCUCCUGUGGCAGUUUUGAUUCCUACCUGUUCUGCUGUAUGACAGCAGCGUUCUCAGGUGGUAACCGAUACAUUUACAGACUGAAUCAACACUUCUUACGGCGUGCAACCGCUUCAAAGUUUACUAAAGUUAAAUAAGUAGUUUUAAAAAACACGCAAGUUGUGAUCCGAUCCGAUCAAGGAAGUGAAUGAAUAUAUUAUGGGAACGUUCUAAAGUAUACACAGCUUUUCUUUUUAUGGGCCACGCAUUUUGGAAAGAGAACAUUGAAGACAGAGUAAAAUUAUUGGGAUCAAACGUUUUAAAUUGUUGUCUAAAGAUAACAACUGCCAAUUUGCUUAAAAUAGGUCUUACAAUGAAUUACGUUUCAAAGAACUUAGCUACUUCUAGGGCGGGGCCAUGUCCCUCACUCCACUACCCCCCUCCCGCCAUCAGGAAAGUGUACCUCUGGGGCAUACUUUUACCUUACUGGCCAUAAAAGGUCCCUUACCUGCUGCGCUAAAAUUUAGGGAGAACACUGCUGACAUCUACAUACGACCUUUGGUGAGAUCACUGUUGCUGUGGUAACACGUUAGGGUUUCUCUAAUUCAGACAAUCGUUGAUUGACCAUUUAAAUUGAAGCUAUGUAAUCGGGCUCUUCUUCAUUUUUUCGUUUCCGGAUUCAAAUGGAGGAUGUGAACCAAAAUGUUGCUUUUGGUGGGAAUGUUGGGAUUUUCAACACACCCAGCCACUAUGCUAUAAGAUUGCAAGAGACUUAAAAAAUAUCAGUGAGCCCUCCGAAUAGGGGCACCAAGGUCAGAAGGCCAGGUGUUUGAAAACAGUGCUACGACAACUAGUUGUUUACACCCCUGCAAUUUAUUCAUUUUUGUUCUGCAUUUCUACAGGUCCUAGUGCCCCAACAAAAUUUAGUGGCAAAGUCUUAUCAGACAAAGAAAUUCUCAUUACAUGGGAAGAACCUGUUAAUGCCAAUGGAAUCAUAAGAUCUUACUAUAUCAGAGUUUAUGAAACUAAAUCUGGGCAAGAGGCUUAUAACAAAACCGUACCUAAGGAAGGCAAUAAUGAACAGAGCUUACGGGUGUCCGACCUUAAACCAUAUACAAACUUUAACUUCACGAUACAAGCCAAAACCAUUGAGCUAGGAGAGAUGGCUUACUUCACAGCAAAGACAUUGGAAGGAGGUAAAUUUGAAUUAAUUUUGUCCUUACCCUUGUACCUGCCCUUUUAAAGCUAUCUUCUUAGAUAUUCGUGCGUUUUUGUACGCCAUGGCGAAAGACCAAUGCACUAUUCGUUGUAGUUACAGUGUACUUGUAUUUAAUUUUGUAUAUAGACACUCUUUCUCCCAGAGUGGAUUUUGGUGUUAACUCCUUCCCCGGAAGUUGGCAAUAAAUUUAAUUAAAUAUCGAGGGCUGCUUCGUUCGAAAUCAUUACCAUAUCAGAGUUUAUGACACUAAAUCUGGGCGAGAGGCUUUUGACAAAAUCGUAACUAAGGAAGGCAGUAAUGGACAGACCCUUCUCGUAUCCAACCUUAAACCAUAUACAAACUUUACCUUCACGAUACAAGCCAAAACUAUUGAGCCAGGAGAGAUGGUUUACUUCACAGCAAAGACAUUAGAAGGAGGUACAUCUGUUUUUGUACAGCAACUUAUUUUGCAACGCUUCAAUUUUCUUCUUUAUUUGAUUGGAAGGCUUUUUUGUUUAUGAAAGUCAAUAUUCUAUUUUUUUACUCCUUUUCAAGACCUGCACAAGUUAAAAAAAACAAUACUUCUUUAAAAAUCUUCUGGUGGAACCGAGAUUCUUAAAUAAACCUGCAUGUAGCAGAAUAAAACUAUUACAUCAAAUUGUUAUUUGUGAAUUUUCUUUAUUCUGUAGUGCCAGGUAAGCCGGCGGAUGUCAGGGCCAAGUUAGAGGAAGAUAAUAUCAAAGUGUACUGGGAAGAACCAGUUAAUCCCAAUGGGAAAAUCGUAAAAUACAAUGUAAGUGGACGAUGUGUGUAGAUGUUUUUUAUCUGUUUAACUGUCUCCCAAACUGACCCCGAAUCAACUUCUCAUAAUUAUCAUGGGCUUAUCUUAAGAUGCAUAUGUGUCUCAGUACCCCUUUAGGAAGCCGUAGCUCUUCGGAUAACGGAACAUGCUGUUGGCAAUGCAGUUUUCACCAAAAACGAAAUCGGGGUCGUAAUCGGAAGCGCUAGCCUUGUAAUCUGAGGCGAUCUUUGAUUCAGAAUCUGCUUUAAUGUCUCUUUUGCUUACAGUCUAUAGAAAAUAAGACUGCGAAGUCACAAGGAGAAACUGAAGAAUAAAAGUAAUCGCGACGCUUGAGGACUAGAAUUACAAUUUUUUUUUGCCUCUCACCUCUUUCUAACCCUGACAAUCUGCUUUUUUGAGGAUUACUAUUGAAGCAACUGUCAGUGAUAAACAAAUUUUGCCGAAAGAAGAUGCAAACAUUCCGUGAGCUUAUGAAUUCGUUUAUGACUCCAUUUUUCUGAUUUUCACCACUGAGUCAUCGUGUAAGCGCUCUUCCGACUCGCUCACUAGUUAAAGCCAGCAGCUCUGACACGUCUACCACGCUUCAAGCCUCUAUAAGCUUUCCUGAGGAUAUAGAUAUUGCUGUCAUAAAAACUAAUUUAACCACUCAGCAAUUUGUUUACAAUUAAAAUUUCAUUAAGUAUCCUCAGUUACAAAUUUAAGUAUGACAAUGUCACUGUCGGGGGAGAGGAGAGGGUGUUGCUGAGGCCCUACAAACUAAAACUGACCCUUGAUGAAGGCAGUGAGUGCAUGAUCUACCUGUAUGAUUUAUUAUAGUUUCUCGGAGACCUAAAUAGAAGAGGGGUUCAAGAUCAUCUAGUACCGAUCUAUUAAAUUUCUGCUUGCGUCAAACUUUGAGAAGAUUGAAUAAACAAUUAAAAUUGUUUAUUCAAAAAUAGCUCGACGUCUUGAUCAAGAAAAGACAGUUUGAAAUUGCAGUCCAACAAUUUACUCCUCGAUCUGGACUAAUAAUUAGGACUAUAAGGCUGGUUUUCACUAGCGACCGAGUCGGAGUCGGAGUCGGAUUUGGAAGCAGAAGCGGAAGGAAAAACCAAUCAGAAUCUACGUUCCCACGCUUUGUGAUUAGUUUAGGUUUUCCGCUUCUGCUUCCGACUCCGACAAUCUGGUUUUCACUAGAUCAUAAGCGGAACGUAAACGACGGAGUCGUACGGGGUAUCGGAAUGCUGUUUUCACUAGAUCAUAAGCGCUACGUUUCUGACUCCGACUCCCCCGCUAGUGAAAACCAGCCGUAAGUUUUCUAGCUUGCUUAACCCGACAUUGCUAUAAAGUCUUAAUCCGUAAGUGAAGUGUACCUCGAAUUUUUCCCAUCAUGCAAACGAUAGUAUUAAUUCUAAGAUAAGACCUCUGAAAACGUUUUUCAAAUUUUAUGUAAAACAUGCAGGUAGAAACUGAUCUUAUAUAAUGCUUUGUUUACCCUUUUCUGUUUAGGUGUAUUUCAAGGGAAGAAGGGUUUAUAACACCUCUUUCAAAGAUGAUUUACUGCUGGUGGAUUCUAAAGCGUCUCGGUAUACGUCUAUUAAGGAGGACAAAUUGACGCCUGGCACAAAAUACACUAUACAUGUGACGGCUCUUACUGAGAGAGGAGAAGGUGCGCCAAGUGACACUGUUAUAGUGAGCACACUGGCAAAAGGUAAUAGUCAACACCAUCGUUCUAGACCUGAUUGGUUUAAAAAGUAUAGGUUACUAGCUUAUCCUGAGCUAGUUUACAGGCACUCCACUCAAAUAAUUAGAACCAAAUAAUUUAAACAAAACAUAACAGGAUUAAAAACCCCAACUGGAAGGAGGAAAACGGUUGGUUAUUUACAAGAGUUGCCUCGGAUUUGAACUCGGGAAAACCGAGAACAAAUCCAGCUAGCCUGUUCCAGGCGUUCAGAUAGUGGGGAGCGGUGCGAAGUAAAAAGGAGCGCGUCUCUCCCCAGUCCCCCUCUACUUUUCAUCGCUUUCUCUACUUCGCACCGCUCUCCACUAUCUGAACGCUUGGAACAGACUAAAAUCCAGCACGUGAUCAUAGCAGGAUUCGAACCCGGGACCGCCAGAUUGUGAGUCCAACGCGCUGACCACUCGGCCACGCUAUCUCCUCCCGUUUGAUGAUUAGCUUUGCAUUACAAUCAGCGUGGUUUGGCUGCAGAGUCUCCAGUGUCACGGCCUCUGCUGAUGUCUCAUACCCACAAGAGACAUGUCCAAUUACUGCAAUCAGCUGCACCUGCUUCCAAUGAGUCAGUAUCUACCUUUGCGGAACUCAUUUCCUUCUUGCACACAUCUUUGUUAAGUAUGGUAGCACUGGACGAGCUAGUCGUCUUGGUCGAUGAAAAGAAGAACAGUCUUCAUUUCGAGUACUGGUGGGCAUAAGAUUUAAAAAAAAGCUUUCUCUUUCGUCCUUGAGACGUUUUCAGUGACAUGAUAAUUUCAAGAGAAACAAUCUUGCUAUGAAAAGCUUAAAGCCCUUUGUAAAAAACAUAAGGUCGUAAACUAGCAAUUUUAUCCCUGUUAUCAGGGGCACCCAACGAGAAUAUAGUUCAAAACCACUUAACAUAGCAUUAUUAAUCGUAUUUUAGCUUUUAAACGGUAGAUAUAGGCAAAUUUUUAUCCACUAAAAAGUUUUCAUCUGUUCGGAUUUCCUAGGUAAAAGUCUAGUGACCCGAAAAUUAUAGGGAUCGAAACUUACCUUUUCGAAAAUUUCAGCCAGAAAAAAGGCUGACCUUUUUAGGGUAAAAUUGGGCAAUUAUACCAUUUUUUAGAUGUUCGAAAAUCCUAGGAGAGGCAGGCAAGCAAGAAAUUUUACAACAAAUGUUCCGAAAAUUCUAGAUCUUAAAUCGUCCUCCGAACAGAUAGUUUUCGAAAUUUGACGUUGGGUGCCCCUGUGUUAUGCUGUGCUACGCUUACACUUAUACCAGCGUUAGUAUGAUAUAUUUUAAUUUUUGCUUGGAAUAUAUUUUUCCUACAGCUCCAUCCGCACCUCCACCCCCACAGGUUCUCCAUGGUCGUGACGUCACAUCUAGUACAAUAACGAUCUAUUUGACGUCGUCUCCAGAUAAUAAUGGCAGAGUAGUGUGAGUCCAUAUCAGUAAAGAUAAAAUGAAAAUAUGUCAUUAAAAUCAAUUACAACAAAAUAGUUUUUAAUCAAGGACAAAUUAAAUUUAGAACAUAUAAAUUUGCUAUUUUGCACUUGUCUAAAACCCCCAAUUAAAUACAAACUACGCAACAUUAUUGGAUGUUAGAUGUUGGAUCCGUUUGCGCACCCUGUUGCGUGUUGUUGUGAGUAGUUAUAUUAAGCAAAGUUUAAAACCGGUCAAACUUUUAAGCCAACGACUACCAACAUAUCUUUGGUUCCGUGAUCGCCAAAGCGUAGCACAACGAUGUUGGAUCCGUUGCACAGAUCUUCGAACAUUUUUGGGACCACGCACGCGCACAUUACGCAUCGUCUAGAAAUCUUAUGGGUUGUAUCCUUCCCACGAUGCGCUGCAGUUUCGCAACAUUGUUGGGAGUUCCUUUUAUGCGAUUUAAGAUUAUGACUUUAAGCAUUCUUUUGGGUCUGAAAGUUUGCGUUGGGCCAAAUAAUACGCAGUAUAAUGAAUGCUGAAGAUACAGUUGUUCAUGCCUGCCGCUGUCGGGUGAUAUGAAAGUGCGCAUGCGUUUUUUCCCGGUCAUACCGGAGAGGUCUUUGUUAUACUUAUCUGGUCCUAUGAAAGAAAAUUUCCACUCAUCCACUUGUUGCUACAAAUAUUUAUUACCGUACCUGAAGUUAUAACACGAACCUUUUCUGGAAUCAGUGAACAUCCAAGCAAAGCUUUAUCAUUGUUUCUUUCUACAGCGCACAAGAGGUUGUAAUAGAAAAGAUCGAAAUAGCCAGCAGUUGUUUAACAUCUUCUUUGCCAGACAAUAUCCUUGGCUACAAAGAGGCAAUGGCCAAUGGCGAUCGAUAUUAUAUUGCCGCCAGAUUUGAGCGAGAUAAAGAACAGGUUCCUAGAAAAUUUGUUGUUGGCGAUGGAGAAAUUUAUGGUGACUAUCUGAAUGCUCCACUGGAACCUUCACGUAAGACAGUUUACAAGGCUUAUGUUAGAGCAGCAACUGAAGUUAAUGGGGUAAGAGAACACUCGUAACAAUUCCCCCUGCUCCCCUCAUCCAAUUACCUGUCCUGUCUUAUGUAUUAGGCAUCUUUAUUGACACUGCUGAGGUAUGCAGAAAAACUAGCAAAAUUCUGCCAUUUUUAAAACAAAUUUCAAAACUCUUUAUGGCCGAUAAUGACUCGUUGUUGGGCAAGUUGUUUAUAAUGCAUUUACUUGCCGUGGGUGAUGAAAAAAAAGAAGAAUGAUAAAAUCGCUUUUUUCUAUUUAAAUGACUACAACACUAUCCAGAUAGAAGAGAUGUAAAGGUUGCGAGUUUCUCAGUGGAUAGGGAUUUAGCAUCUGACAUAUGUUUGAAUAAACAUAUUAGAGCGAUUUUCACUUGACUGUCGUAAAACCAAAACCAAAGUAAAUACACUAGCCAACCAAAGGGCGUAGUAAAACCAAAACCAAACCAAUUCCUCAAUUACUUUCGACAGUCAAGUGAAAACCGCUCUAAAGUUUUGGUCUUACUAGCCUCCUGAAAAGAGCGUGUUGGUUACCGACGGCUUGUGAAAUGAGAAAUUGAGAUUAUAAUGCUCAUAACUGAGCAAAAGUGUUCUUUAGACCAAUAGUAAAGACCAUAAGUACUCAAGUGCAAACUGCGGACCAAACAUAACCCCCCCAAAAGAAAAUAAAAAAUAAAAACUGACUGAAAAAACUGACAUUGUGCCGCCAAGAUUUGUAAACUUGUAAACCAUUAACUGACAUUACCGCUUAAUCAGUUUUUGUCUCUUUGGUGUGUCUUCUUUUAUGAACUCUCUGUAGAUGGAUAUGUUUAUGCUUAUUGCUUAGAAUAAGUCAGUGUCACGAGCUGUCUCCUAACGCCUUUUUUUGGGGGGGGGGGUUGGGGGGGGUCGUUGCAGAAAUUGGUUUACGGGGAGCCUGCUGCAGUCAUCCUUCCUCUCUCAACCACGGGUAAGUAUGUGUAACAGUGCUUUAGAAUCCAAAGACGUAUCGAUGUUCUGCCUGCGUGGCACUCUCCCACCCCUUUACACGCAGCUUAGCCACUCGGGCUAUACGUUAUUUAGAAAUUAUUGGAUGAGGCUGCUGGCUAUGAUCUAAAGAAUUAAGCACAUCGAAUAGCGUGUCAUCUGUCCAGUCGCAAAGGCCAAUGGAGGCGCGCGAAUAACACAGAGAUCAAGAGUGAUCUACAUAAUUCUUCUGAUCAUGCGAAAGCCAAAUCCAAUUAUGGUUUUAUUAUUUAUUCAAAAUAAUUCCUAGUUUAAAAACAAGCUGAAACAUGGUAACCUCCAUAGAUGUUAAAUUACCGUCCUUUGUCUUCUGUUCCUCGGCGAUUUUAGAAUAUGAUGGUGUAUUUUGCGCAGCAAAUAAUGUUCACGUUGCUGAUGCAAUCAUAUUUUAACUGCAUGUUGUUGCCAUAAGCCAGUAGUUCGGCUAACCUGUUUAAGAAAUUUUCUCCAAAGGAAGUUAAUUGCAACUUCAAAUCUUUAUAUAAAAUGCCGUACAAGUGCCAAAACAAAACUACGCAGUCAUUUUCCUGGAUUUUUUAGCGGGUGCCGUAUGAAAAUGGACGGCAUAAUUGGCUUUCAGCUGACUGGUCUGGGUAUAUAGUUUUUCUGUUAGUAGUAGCAGAAGAGAGCAUUUUUCUCCGUUCUUGUGAGCUUGGAAUUUUCUCUUUUUUUCAUUGGUGCACUCACACAAAAAAUUAAGAAUAAUCAACAAGAAAGUUACUUCUGGUUUCGAUUUACACUUUUCAACUUCACUGUCAAGACUAGAUACACUAGUACUCUGAAACUUUAUUUGUAAGUUUCUCUAUAAUAAACCUUUAUGUUUUAUUUUUAACAUUUAAGACACCGAUGAAGCACAGCAGAGCUCGACCUGUUUAAGUUGCUGGAAGGUAGCAGUUUUGGUAGAAGGAGUCUUGCUUGCUUUUUUGGCUGUCACUGUCGGGAUUUUAGUGGUAGAAGGACGCACCAAACGCAUCAGAAAAGGUAGAUAAAUAACCGAAAAAUUAUUUAUUUAAAUUUUUAUUAGCCAACUCAGAUUUUAGCAUAUCGUACGUAACUUUAAAUUUGAUCAUCAACAUUCAGCCCCACUGAUUCGAUGAAGUGGGCAAUGAAUAAAGUGCACGUAAAGUGUAAGUGCAGGCGUUGUAUGCGUUAAUGCGAGGUUUUACCCUUUUCGCACUGUGACCCUAAAGCGGCAGUGUCAGACCAUAAAACAUUGAAGAAACUACGAUAAAAUUUUAAUUGGUUAUACAGGAAGAAGCUAAUUCCGAUCCUUUCUGCUACUUGAUAAGAUGUUAAUGAACACUGAUGGAUGCCAAAAUCAAAUUUCUUCUCACGCUACAGCUACCAUGUUUAUUUACAAGAGAAGUCUAUUUAGUGUUCUGCCAUGAUGCAUAAAAGGGACUCAACAAUUAAUUAUUCCUUUGAUUUAAACGUCGAUAUCGUAACUCACCGAAAACGAUUAAUUUCCUUUUUUUCCGUUUAAAAAUAUUCUGGGCCCGAACAUUUCUUUAAGCUUAAGAAAAUUCUUCCGUUCUUUCUAUUUUAAAACUAUAAGCUUUUAGGUUACACUGAAGAGAUUCAACCGGGGCUCUUUCAUAUGUCUUCGUUGAAAUUGUGCUUGCACGCUGAGAAUAACAAUUAUCAUAACUGGAAUAAAAGGGAUUUGAGAACAUUGACAAGAAAAGACUUCUUAUUGGUUACUGCUAUAUUCACCGACGGAAGUUAGCGUAGAACAUAGCCUGCGAACGAAUAAUCUUAAUCUUUUUUUUAUUAUUUUUCCCCUUUCUGUUGUCUUUCUUUUUGCAGCAGCUGCAAUUAGGGAUAAAACUACUGAAAGGUACAGCUCCUGCCAAAGUACAGUCCCGGGGACAAAUUUAACAAAAUUUUUAAAAAUGUAAUUUAUAAUUGUGGCCGCUAGUACAACUGUAAAUUACACUUGUAAAAGUUUUAUUAAAUUGACCCCCGCAAGAACUUCAUAGUUGUCAGAAUAACAAUUAAGUGCAAAAUGUCUGUAUGUCCAUUUACACCGACAAACCAUCCUUCAAAAAACGAACUUCAAAAUCCAAAACGAACCCACCUUAAAGUUUGUCUUUUUCUAAGGCUUUUUUGUGACCGGAUUCAGUACACAUCAUGUUGAAUCAGUUACAAGACUGCCACUAAGAGUUGUGUUAAAGAAAGGAUCAUCCCUCCCCACCCCACUCAUUCCCUAAGUGACUUAAGGUAGAUUCAAAAGAGGCUGCUUAUCGACCCGGAGCGAAAACUCAUAAAAAUCCAAGAUAAUUAAAUGGAACUUUGCGGUAACCAUACACAUUUUGUAGUUACCAAGCGCCUCUGUCGUCCUUGAGAUUUGUCUGUGUUAUGUAUGUCGAAUACCGUGCGCUGCUGAGGAUCUGCAACUACAGUUAAACAGCAUUCUGAAUUUGAAUAGCGGCCAUCUUAAAAACAAAAACGAAAACACUCUCAAAAACUGUUCUCCACAUUUACCUCUCCUUUACGUUUCAUGUCUCUCCAUUGAGACAUAUGAAACUAAACUCAGAGUAGCUUUUACAAGAAGCCUGAAAAAAGGUCUGUACAUGGUUUUAUUUUAGUACAACUGUACAUAUUCUCAUAUUUUUAUAUUAUAUAUCUCAGUGUUUUGGGGUUUCUUUUUUUUUUUUUGUUUUUGGCAAUUCCUGGAUAAUAGAAGCAGCGAUACUUUCAAUACUGUAAUGAGCUAAGUGUAUUAGAUCACUUCAUAUUUAAUUAUUUUACAGAAUACUCAAUAAAUCGUAUGUAAUUUAUUACUAAUUAUUAGAUAAUUAACUUUCUCUUAAUAUUUUCUUUGUGUUUAUAAAUUACUUUAUUAUAUGCUGUUCUUUAUUUAUAUAAGUGUAUUGAUUUAAUUAAUAACUAUAGUAACAGCUAAAUCUAAUGCAAGGAGGGAGUCUCACCUAUAAGCCUUCAUGGUUUCUUGAGACCUUCUUUUCCCUUCAUAAGUUAUAUGUAAAAAAGGCAAAAAAAUCAAUAAACAUCACUUUUGUAAAGGUUACCACUACUACGACGACGGGAUUGAAUUAUUUGGACGUCCUGUAUGGACCAAAAAAUUAAUAAAAUAUACAUUCAUCAGAUUGGUUCCUGAUUUCAGUACUUUUAUUUAAUUGUACAUCUCCAGGAUUGAGCUUGAAGUUAAGAACACAUCAUUGUUGAAUCCAGCGGAGGACGGACAUAGACGGCAGGCUGGUGUGUCUGAUGAAAACGAAGAAGGAGGGUGUGAAUACGAAACAGUACAACCUGUUAGGAUGGAAUGUCGAUACGCCACGUUGCGUCGUCAGUCAACAGUAAGUUGAAUCAUCUCUCGUUUGAUUUCAGACUUUUCAAGAACAUGAGUAUAGAUCACAGAAGAAUUGAAGAGUUUAUGAAAUCUCUUUGUCGCCUUAGUGCUAUGAAAUGUCUAGCUGUUGACCACCCCAGGACUGCCUGUGGUACUGCUCUGACAUAUGAGAACAAACACGUCCGUACCGCCGGCAGCAAGGAACAUGGCAGGUCUUUUCCCCUGGCACGCUUGUGAAGUUAAACUUUAGUCACCUUCACGGGACAAUGGAAAAUGGAUUGGCCUCUGUUACCGGCGAAUUUUGUUUUCGACUUAGGCAGUAAACGGCGGUUAAGUAGCAGGUAGCUCGGCUGUCGAAAACUAUGCCCAUCUACCCAGUUGAUAAAAAACGAAGUUGAUGUGCUGCGUGGGUGUCCAAGGGGGAGGGGGGGGGAAGGGUUGUUUUCUUUUCGGAUAAGCUUAGCUGUCUUGUGCGGAGGGAAAUCUGGGUUGCGUCAAUCCUGAUUACUAUCAUUAUCAUUAUCAAGUUUAAGCAUUGAUAAUGCUCCAACAUUCAAUCUAUAAACAUUCGAUUCAAUGUUACUUUUUCAGAAACCAGGAGAAGGCUCCUACACCUCUCUUGCAGUAUGCGACUGGAGAGCCUGCAGUGACUCACCCAUAUAUGUCAAUCAAGUGCCUUCUCCUCAAUACACGUCGAAUGGGUGAUUUUCUGGCACUGAAAAUCC